AGGACUAAAGAUGGCGCCGACAGGAGGGCGUUGUGACGCGAUCGCACGUCCGCCGGAAGUGCCCGGAGGAGAGCCUGGAAGCCGGCUCAUCCUCGCGCCUGUGAGCUCUUGAGCUUCGCGAAUUGAGCAGGAGUUGCUACUCUUCUACCAGGAUCAUGGUGUUCUACUUCACCAGCAGCAGUGUUAACUCAUCUACGUACACUAUCUACAUGGGAAAGGAUAAAUACGAAAAUGAAGAUCUGAUAAAGUAUGGCUGGCCUGAAGAUAUUUGGUUUCACGUGGACAAACUCUCUUCAGCUCAUGUAUACCUUCGAUUGCAAAAGGGAGAGAAGAUAGAAGACAUUCCAAAGGAGGUUCUCAUGGACUGCGCCCACCUCGUGAAGGCCAAUAGCAUUCAAGGCUGCAAGAUGAACAACGUUAAUGUGGUAUACACGCCCUGGUCUAACCUGAAGAAAACAGCUGACAUGGAUGUGGGGCAGAUAGGCUUCCACAGGCAGAAGGAUGUAAAAAUUGUGACCGUAGAGAAGAAAGUGAAUGAAAUCUUGAACCGAUUAGAAAAGACCAAAUCGGAGAAGUUUCCUGACCUAGCAGCAGAGAAAGAAAGCCGAGACCGCGAAGAGAGGAAUGAGAAAAAAGCCCAGAUUCAGGAAAUGAAAAGGAGAGAGAAAGAAGAAAUGAAGAAGAAACGGGAAAUGGAUGAACUUAGGAGCUACUCAUCACUAAUGAAAGUUGAGAAUAUGUCUUCAAAUCAAGAUGGUAACGACUCCGAUGAGUUCAUGUGAGCUGAGCAAAGGACCCUGGGAAGAAAUGAAUGUGCAGACCAUCACAGCUCUUUUGAUUGUGUCUAUAUUCUGAAUUACAGAAACCAACCAACCAAAAUUCUACCUUCACUCUACGUAGACAUCAUUCAUUUUGGACCUUUUUUUUUUUUAAAGUCAUUUCUUUUGCCGAUGAAAAGAACAGAUGUGUAAUAUAGUUGAAGAGAACUUACAACUUUAGGAAAAGAAGACUAUUUUUGGCAGGACAUACGUCAGUACCUCGUGAGGGCUGGCUGCCUUUGUUCUUGAGCUAGGCAUUCAAGCAGACCAACUCUGGGAAGUGUUUCUAUAGCUGUGGUCUGGAAACAGAUGUCGCAAAAUGUGUUCCCUAUUUCUAAAAUAUCUCUGCUUCCAUUAAGACUGUCGGUGGCUUACUCAGGCCAGCACCCUUGCUGUCGAUUUCCUGGUUAAAAGAAGGGCAUAUGAGUUUUGAAGACACCCAGUCCCUUAACAGUUGGAUUUCAGUAUUGACAGGUUCUCUGUAGUUGAUGUCGGAGUAGCUAGCCCAGCUCUUAGCUCACUCCUCAAGGUGAGCGUCCCCAUCCUAGCAUCGUGGUUACAUAACUGAUCAUAACCAACUUUAGGAACUUGUUACCUGAACCUCAAGUGACCCAAGCCACUGAUGUGAUAACUAGGCUCUGCCGUCAUUUCUCUUUGUGGAGGGGGACAGGAUGGGGUGCUCUGCCAGCAAUGUGAGUGACAGUUUGCCUCAUUUUUCUUGACUGUAUCAUGAAACAAAAGUCCACAGUGGAUUGUGAGUUUUAGAGAGAAUCAAGCAGUUUCCUAGUCAGCAAGUCGUCUGUCUCCUCACCUUGAAAUAAUAUUUAUUUUUGAAUUAUAACCGCAAAGUUGUAGGCUGGGUGACUUCACAUGGAGCGUUGGUACUGGUCCAGUUGAUACAUUUUAUUAUAGUGUUUAAGGGAACCCUGGAGAGACCCAGCAAAACAGUGAGAGGGAAGAGAGAGCAAAGCCUGCAGGGAAGUGACGUCGUGCAGAUCAUAUUUUAGAUAUGAUCAUACCGCACAGUGCCCACAGCACUGGGCUGCUGAGCCAGCAGAAACGAUUUCUUCAGCAAAUGUACCAACUGUCGUCACUGAAGUUUGGCAGAGCCAGAAGACCGGUGAUGCGUGGUACUCCAAGUAGAGUAUGA
Molecule: messenger RNA, 1968 nt
Organism: Myodes glareolus (Bank vole)
Lineage: Eukaryota; Metazoa; Chordata; Mammalia; Rodentia; Cricetidae
Gene: Ccdc25
Product: coiled-coil domain containing 25
Source: RefSeq, a predicted model, not a curated record